Molecule: messenger RNA, 596 nt
Organism: Mizuhopecten yessoensis (Yesso scallop)
Lineage: Eukaryota; Metazoa; Mollusca; Bivalvia; Pectinida; Pectinidae
Product: perlucin-like
Exons: 5
Coding region: 27-515 (162 amino acids)
Molecular function (GO): signaling receptor activity
Source: RefSeq, a predicted model, not a curated record
GGGGACAUGUCUAGGCAUUGUCGUUUAUGUUACACAAGAUGGCUGCUUGGAUGUGUGUUCUGCUGCUACUGUUUGUGGCGAUCACACCAGAAGGCUGUCCUCUAGGCUGGGUGCAAGGACCUAGUAGCUGCUUCUUCUUUAGUCAGUUUGGUGGAACGUGGGCGGAUGCGAACGCUAUUUGUAAAGGAUUCGAGACAAAACUUGCUGAACCAGCAGAUGAGAUUACAUUCGCUUUUCUGGCUGGACAUGCGGCGUCUGAACAUCCUCUUCAUAGUCAGUUCUAUCUCGGUGGAAGUGACAUGUUCGUUGAGGGCGUAUGGGAAUGGUCAUCAACGAAAACACAAGUAAACCCAAACCACUGGGAACCUGGAAACCCUAGUGACGAUAAUAACAACGGAGACUGUUUGACCCUCAAUGCUCCACUUAAGGAACUCAACGAUGUUCAGUGUACGGCUAUAUUUGCGUUCAUUUGCGAAGCAGAGUCAGGUGAACCGGAACAAGUUGUAAUUGGAUGAAGACGGACAUUAUUUAACAGGAAAUUAGUCUUCCUAUCUGGUUUGUUGAUGUUAACAAAAGCAAGACUAAUAAAAGUGUAU